UUGAAACAGGGAGGUGUUGAGCACGCUCAUGCAUUUGUUUACAGCCCAGAAGUGAUAAGAUUCUGCUCUGUCACUCAUGCUAGAGGAGGUUUGUGUUAUUUUAUUCUGAAAAUCUUAUUUCAGACCUUAACCCAUUCGCUCCUGGAGAUUUUGCCGAAAAACACGUUUUGAAGCUAGUCGAGUGGCUAAAACUUACCACAAACCGGUUUACAGGUCGUACAUUUCGCGGCCUUCUGAUCCAGAUGCAAAAUAUCAGCUUGCGAAGUUCGGGCAUGCGCAGAAAGCAAAAUUUCGAGAUUUUGGGUUUAAAAGUGACACAGCAGUCUUGACUUUUACUUUUCGCUUUUCUUGCCUCAUUUUUUUUUCUCUUGCUGGGCAUUUAGUAGGCUUCGUUUUGGUGGGAAGAGUUUUUAGGAAAGCUUUUAGGAUCGUAGGAUUAGGUGAAAGGAAAGGUAGGUGAGUAACGGAACAAGAUUUUCAUGGAGAUUUUCAGGUCAAUGUCACAUGGUUUUUUGCUUCUUUCUCCGGUGUGCUUGACUGAAUUGUGCUCAUUUGGGUAUGGUUUGAAAGAUCUCUUCAUACUGCACAAGUCAGCGGACAAAGUUGUCUUUGACCCUUAAAACUGAUGACGUCACAAAGGGUAGAAAGGACGUGUGGAUCUGCAAGGGCAGUUACGGGCGGUUCAGGGGCGAAUGGGUUAAUUAAUUAAAUUCUUGAGUUUAAUUUCUUCAUAUAUUGCAAGACAUAAAAAUGUUAUUGAUAGUUAGUUUAUGCUCUAAUUUGAGAGCAGUGCUGAUGUUCAUUUUCCUCUUUUGGAAUAGAUAAAGGAAAAACCUUUUGUUGGUUGAGAAUUGUUCACUACACUUGAACUUCUCCACAAUGGCCACCUUGGGGACAGAACAAAGUGGCUGUUCAGUGGUGGAUCCAGGGGAGGGCCCCCCUCCCUUAUUUCUAGACCAAACGGGGCCAUAAAAAUUUGUUUGGGAGACCGCCCCCCCCUUAUCUCAAGGUCUGGAUGCACGAUUGCUGUUGUAGAGAGGUUUAAACAAGAGUCAAUGUAUAAACUCUCCUCUGGGACCACAAAAAGAAGACAUUGUAGAGAUUUAGAGGUGGCCGUUUGUGGGGGUUGGACUGUUACUUUAAAUGAUGCCUUUUGAAUGAAGCCAGCAAUGUCACAAAUUCAAUUAUAUUAACUGGUGAUUACCUUGAAAAUAAAAUGAAUACUUCUGACCUUUUUGCAUAGAAAAACCAAAGCUGUCUGGUGGUCUCAAAGAAAUGAGGAUUCUCAAGACAACUCAAUCAGGAUUCACUGGUAAUUGCUUUGUUAUGUAAAAGAAAUAAAAUAUGCACUGUUUUGCAGCAGCUAUUAAUCUUUCAUGAUAAAUUACAAUAACCUUGUUUCAAUCCUGCAGGAUUUUGUAAAGACAAAUACACUAUUUUGCCAGAAUCAACUGACCGCACAUUUUGUACCAAAGUAUACUGCCGCUACCAGUUUGAUGCCAUGAAAGGUGUUAAUUUUGAUAACUGCUGGUAAGUAAUAUUGAGUGUUAAAAAUAUAUGUUUACACUACAGAAAAAUUUGGUCCACACCAGUCAAACAAUAAUUAGUGGUAAGGUAGUGGUAACUUGAAAAAAAAAAUUAUUUGAAAGUUGGAUUUUCCACAGGACCAUACAUGUGAGUCCCUGUAGCCUUGUGGAAACUCCAUUAUUUCUUUAAAAUUAGCGCUGCUGUACCACUUUUUUUGACUGGUCCGGACCAAAUUUUUCGUUGUAAAUGUGCUUCAUAUAUCUGAAUUUCUUUUAUGGGUCAAUGAUGGCCGUGCCUGUUGGGCAAUGUGUAUACUGUAAAAUUCCGAAAAUAAGCCCUGGGGCUUAUAUUUUUCAAAGGUCUUUUUAAGGGGCUUAUUUUUGGAGGGGCUUAUAUUCGGAGGGGCUUAUCUAUUGAAGAAAAUUUGCAUCUCAAAAUCGAUUGGGCUAGCCUUAUAGUUGGACAUAAAUUUACCGUUGUUUUACUUUGUAUUUGAGGGCAAUUUUCCAAUUAUUUCAAGCCCCCAGGGGACUUAUAUUUGGAGGGGCGAUUUAACGCAGGUUUUUUUUACAUUACCGGUUUGGGGGGCUUAUAUUUGGAGCCUGGGGUUAUACAUGGAGGGGCUUUUUUUGGAAUUUUACGGUAGUUGUCAUCAUUGACAUGUUAUUAGGCCCUUUCUUGGUGUGGUAAUGUAUGUCUUACAUGUAAAUUUUUUGGUUUAAUGGUUUGUGUCCCUGUUGGUAUCUUACCAUGUUACCACAUGUAAACUACUAAAAUCAAUGUAUUUGCAGUUGUCUUCUUUGUUGUUACAGUUUCCAUCCCACUUCAUGUCAUUGUCAUCACUUCACCUGCCUUUCAUUGCUGUUUCAAGGCUAUAAUUGUCACUUGUCAAAACAAACCCUUACUGGAGGGCUUUUAUCAGCUAAUCCUGAUUUUGAACAUAUUUUGAAUAGAACUGUUGCUCAGAGGUUAAUACUUGUAGACUGGGGGAUAAAAAAGUGCUACUGACUCAAAGCAGGCGCUUGAUAGGUUAGAGAAAAAUGUGGGUAACUAACUUUUGUUAGGUUGCAAAAUCUUGGGAUUUUUUAACAUUGUUUUCUAGAAAAAUGGAUUUCUCUUUUCUUCCUGAAUAUCCAUUCUAUAACAAUGUUUCCUUAAUCCUGCGGAGUAAAAUAAUUAAUAAAUCCUGUACCCCUUUCUUAUCCAAUUCCAUUCUCACUCUCCUUCCCUUUUAAACCCUGAAUCCUGAAAAACCUUUUUGAGGACAAAAAGUUUUGAAGUAGAUGGAUUAAUUGUCAAAGUAAGUGGCCAGUCCAGGGAUAUUUUAUUUAAAAAACGCCAUCAGUAAAGAUAUGCCAAGCAGAUUAAGCCGGUCGAUACUAACCAAGUAGAUGGCGAUUUUCGCCGGCAGCCAGCUACUUUUGGCAACCCUGGGGAACCUCUAAAUAGGCCUCUGUUUUGAUUCCAAAGGAAUUUUGUCAAGAGCACCAUCCUGAAAGAGUUUGCUGGGCCACCUCAUACUGGUGUCUAUUCACCCUCAGUUCAGGCGAGUCUUCCUAGUUUGUUGAAUAGAGACUAGUCUGCUUUUAAACAAAUUCUCCCCAGUGGUACAAUGAGAAACAUGUGGACAACAGUGUAGAGAAUAUGCUUGUUGAUGUAGAGGUUAAAGGGGGUUAAAGAUAAGUUUAUGUUCUCAGUUCUGUUUUACACCAAACAAGGUUACCCCAUUGCACACUCCACAUUUACUCAGCAGUUCAUGUUAUCUUUUACUUACUAAAAAAAGUUAAAGGUUUGUUGAUGGUGGAAAGUGAACUUAGCUUAUCUAGCUAAUUUACAGGCGCUCCACUCAAAUAAUAAUUAUUAGAAGCAAAUAAUCCAAAAAGAACAUAACAGGAGGAUUAAAAACCCCAACUAGUAGGAAGCAACCAGUUGACUAUUUACAUGUGUGGCAGAGGACUGGAACUCAGGAGAACCGAGAACAAAUCCAGCUAGCAGUCAGGGCGGGACUUGAACCCAUGACUGCUAGAUUGCAAGUGCAAUGUGCUGACCACUCAGCCUCGUUACCUUCAACAGUAAAUCUGUUCCCUAUUGUGUUUCAAGACCUACCAUAAAUCUAUAACCCUGGACAAAACCUGUUGAAACACAUCACUAAAAUACCUAUUUUUCCUGUCAUCCUGGAAAAAAAUUAAUGGAAACCAUCACCAAAUGAGUGCCCGUUUUCCCACCUCCCCUUAUCCAAUCUUGUUUGAGACUUAUACACGUUGGUUUUUAGACCAAAGAAAGUUUGAAUAAGGGGCAGGGAGGGGUUUUGCUUUUUCUGUCUAGAAGAGAUGGUGAUAUAUUGCAAACAUUAGUAUUUAAAAAAUAGGUGGAACUGUCUUAUCAGCUUUGUACUGUAGUUCCACUAUGAAAGGUCACCGUUUCAUCAGUAGACCUCAUAGUGGAGAUCAUGUAGCCUAGCCCUUUAGUGGGUAAGUUUUUGAAUGAAGUACAAUCAUAUGAUCAGUCAAAUGAUUGCUCUUCAGCAGGAAAGAGUCAAUGUAAUUCACACACUUUUUUUGGUGAAUGUUUGAGGUUAUCUGCAGGCAUGAAGGUUAUACUAUACCCUGUAACUAGGCAAUCUUACUGUUUCUUUUAUAUUUCUGUUAACAGAACACUUUGUACUUGGCAGAGCAGAAGAUUUUAAACAGCAUUCCGCAGGUUGGUUACAACUUUUGAUUGGCUGUACUAGUUUGUCCAUGCAAGCAAUUAAAGGGAGGGCUUAAAAACGAGCUAUAAUUCCCUGCGUUAAUUUUUUUUAAUAAGCUACAAGUACGUCUAAUGGACCUCAACAACUCCCAACAGCCCAGCAAUGUUGGGAGUUGUUGCAUCUGUGUUAGCAGUGGUGUGCAAACGAAUGCAACAACUCCCAACAAUGUUGAACACGCAUUGCUUUUUGGUAAGGAUACAACCCAUAAGACUUUGUAAACUCAAAGGAGACCACGUGUAAUACUCGUGCAUGGCCCCAGCAAUGUUGGAGAAGCUGUGCAAAUGGAUCCAACAUUGUUGUGCUACGCCUCGGUGAUCACGGAACAAAAGGAAUGUUGGGAGUUGUUGACUCAAAAGUAUGCUGUUUUCAAACUUUUUGCAACAACUCCGAACAACAUGCCACAACGUACAAGAGGGUAUGCAAUCGGAUUCAGGGGACGUACUCAAGUUGCAAUGUGAGAGCACUUGUUUUGUUGACUUUCAUGGGCAAUGUAAACAAAUGACAACAUCUUAAAAUCUGCUUGUUAAAAUAUGACAAAAUUUGGCAGAAAUCCUGUUCAUAUCAAACUUCCGUCAAUGAAGGCCUUAAAACAAAAAGACAAAAGUUUUGUGGCAUAUUCAAAUUUCUCAUGAAAGCUAUUUUGUCAAAAAUUUCAAAAACUGUUUCUAAAAAAGUACGUUUUUUUUCCUGUCACUUUUUAAAAAAAAUGAGGGUGACUAAUAGUAAGCGGAGUGCUAAUUCACCAGGAAAUUUUAAGACUGGACUUUACAUAAACCUACUAAAUUCAAGAUUUUAGGCAUUUUUUAAUCGUCCAUGUUGCCAUGGCAACGAUCGAUAUCUUACGUUCAACCUAAUGAUGUCGCUUAAAUAUAUUUUGUCCGUGCCAAAUGUGAGCUUUAUACCUGGGACAAGUCUUAAAUAACAUCCCAAUGAAUCGUAACGACCCACAACCUAUCAAACUGUGUUCAGCCACCUUAACAGCUUUUCUUGACUAGGGAAGAUGCUGGCUGAAUAGACUACUGGCCUAAAGAACUCAGUAUUUUAGCAUAGGCCGGGAAAUUCCACUGUCAUUUGAUGAUAGCCCUGAUGCCAUGAUCAGUGACAUUCUGAGCUUACACUGCCGCCUGGUUGGCUCAGUUGGAAGAGCGCUGGUCUGCCGAGCGGGAGUUCGCGGGUUCAAACCCCAGCCGGACCAACACUCAUGGUCUUUAAAUAACUGAGGAGAAAGUGCUGCCUUUGUAAUGACAUCUGCAAAUGGUUAGACUUUCUAGUCUUCUCGGAUAAGGACGAAAAACCGUACACAGCACUUUCCCUGCUUUGUUCUUGUGGGACGUAAAAGAACCCACACCACCCAUUCGAAAAGAGUAGGGGCCGUAGACUCUGGUGGUGUGGCCAACCUUUACGGGUUGUGGGAUUGAGUAGGGAUGGCACCUCGCAUGGGACCUGAGUCCCGUUCGUGCACAUUUCCUCUGGGCUGGCCUGUGUCCAGAAAAGCUGGUAAAUAAAUAAAUAAAUAAAUAAACAUUAUAACCAUAAUUAUGUAUGCAGUUUGGUGGACAUUCUCUUUGGUUAAGAUGGCCUCUAGUGCUGACUGAGCGAUAAUCAUUGUGUGACUGCGAUACUUAACAGUAUCAAUAACAUUUCUGAUCUUGAUGGGGUGUCGAUUGACUCGUAUUUUGGCACAGAGCUCUGACUUUGUUAUUUUGCUUUCGUGUUUCGUUGCAGAUUAGUUAUAUAGAGAUGGCAAUGCCUAACAUUCAUUAUUUUACUGUUAAUAUGGCACCAUUUGGAUUGACCAACAAAGAUGAGGUAUAUAACAGCUUUAACAGUUGGUUAAUAGCUAGAGAAUCUUGUGUGGGAAAACAAAACUAUUUUCAUGGGGAAUACAUCACUUGACAGUAAGGCCUCGUUCCUAAAACUUCAUUCAUUUUCAUGCAAUAUUGACAUGAUAGCUGGGGCAUCCUCAGGUACUGUGCAUUGGUACACGAAACAACUUCUAAUACCCACGUGGGGUGUAGUGACUCAACAGGCGUUAUUUGAGGGGCUGAGGCGGGUUUUUGGGCGCGAACACGAGACACGCGGGAGCAUUUUCGCUUUUCCCUGCUAACGCAUGUCUCGAACUUCACACUCGCGCCUCCGAAUUCGCCUCACAGCCCUGAUAGGGACCUCACGAAACCACGAUGAGAGCGACAGAAAAGGAAAAGGUUUAGGACUUGUUUACAUGGAAAUGGAUGCCCGCUCAGGUGGAGUAGCGGCCUGUCUAUAUAAUCCCCCCUUUUAAUUUGAUCACGUGACGUUUACAUAACGGGUGGGAUGACACGCCGAGGCGGGUAGCCCGGUCUGCUAGACCGGGUACUUCUCUUAGUCAGGGUCAAAUUUUGCCAUGUAAACGUUUCAAGGUGGGGUAACCAGCCUAGCCGGGCUAGGGUUACACCAAAUUCGCGCCUUGAAUCUGAAUUCGGAUCUGACAAACUGAAGUUCCCUUUCUGUGUAGAUUUUGAUGCCCACUGACAAGCCGGCAGGAAUUAUAAAAGCUGCUCUUUCAAGAAAUCCCAAGGCAAAACUGUAA
Molecule: messenger RNA, 6845 nt
Organism: Porites evermanni
Lineage: Eukaryota; Metazoa; Cnidaria; Anthozoa; Scleractinia; Poritidae
Source: the annotation of a GenBank genome assembly